AUGUAUCACAUGAAAGAGUGUACGGCCGCUCGACCAGAGGGAACAUCUGCAGCCUCAGAAACACACACUCAGGCACAGGAGCCCACUGAGGUCUCAAUUGAAGGUGCGAUGGAGGUGGAGACACCCUCUUCUGAUCCUCCACCUACACCUGCUGCUCCUCCUGCACCUACAGAGCCUCUCCCCAAGUCUAUCUCCUCCUCCUCGGGCUCCUCCUCCACUGUGACAGCUCCUGCCCCCUCCAGCUCGUCCUCCAUGGAGAGCGCUGCUUCCUCCUCUCUCCUCUCAUCUCCAGAUACAGAGCAGAAGAGCCAGGAUGAAGUUACGCCCACUCCCUCGGCCACACCCACUCCUUCAGCCACACCCACCCCAUCUAGAGAGGCAGCUUUAUCUGAAUAUGGUCCUCGCAGGCUGCCGGUAAGUUUAGUGUGUAGACGUUUGCAGAGGCUGCUUCUCUUGUCUGACCCCCCAGGACAGGGCAGACGCCUAGUUCCUUCUGUACCCGCGACCUCCAGCACAGAGAGCUCAGCCCAACAGGCUGCUGCUGCUGACACAGGCCCCCCUGCAGAUUCUCCCUCAUCUGUGGUAAACAAACAGCUUGGAUCCAUGACUCUGGAUGAGGAGCAGGGAGGUGCAGAAGCAGCAGGACAUGUAAUCAGUGAUCAGAGUACAGUAGUCAGUGAAGCUUCCCCAGACACUACAGAAACUGUGCCAUCCACAUCAGCGCCUUCACUUGGCACCAGCCCCGGCAACAGCCGCGGGAGCAGCAGCACUCCUUCAGGACCUGGGCGGACUGGCACAGCAGAACCCAUCCUUAGUCUGCACUACAGCACUGAAGGCACCACCACUAGCACCAUUAAACUGGACUUCACAGAUGAGUGGAGCAGUCCAACGUCCAGUGCCAAAGGCAGCAGUGGAGGACAUAAGCCUGGGGAGGUGGGUGAGAGCCAGACCAGAGAGGAGGAGCCCACAGGUCAAACCUCGGAGCAAAGUUCGAGCUCAUCCUCAGAGAGUCAACCCACACCCAAUGGGGGCAAAAUUGCAGACAGAGGCACGGAAAAGGCCUCCAUCAGCUCUCAAAACAGCACGCCACCGGCGGCACCACCAGAGGGGCUGUCAACCGAAGACACGGCUCGUCCCAGCGCUCCAUCAGAGGAGCUCCAGGCUGCUGGUUCGGCGGAGCUGAGCGAGCAGUGCAGGAGGAGCGAGACUGCUGGAACGGGCGGCCAGGGUUCGACUCAACCAUCCCGCAAUCAGGACUCAGAUGACAGUGACGACGACCCCAUCCUUAUCCCUUCAGCCAGAUUUAAUUACAGAGGAUCAGCUGUAGGUGAUAGGAUGAUAAGACGCUCCGCCGCGGCUCGGAUCCAGGAGCUGUUCCGCAGGAGAAAAGAGCGGAGAGAGAUGGAAGAGAGUGAGACUCAGAAUAUCAGUAGACCCUCUGUCAAGAUGAUGUACAAGGGCCACCGCAACUCCAGGACCAUGAUUAAAGAGUCGUGUUUCUGGGGGAAUAACUUUGUGAUGAGCGGCUCGGAUUGUGGCCAUAUCUUCAUCUGGGACAGACACACAGGAGAGCACCUGAUGCUGCUGGAGGCCGACAACCAUGUGGUCAACUGCCUACAGCCUCACCCUUAUGACCCCAUUCUUGCGUCAUCUGGAAUUGACUAUGACAUCAAGCUGUGGUCGCCUUUAGAACAGUCACCGUCAUUUAACAGAGUCCUUGCUGAAGAGGUGAUUGCUCGUAAUGAGUUAAUGCUGGAAGAGACGAGGAACACCAUCACCGUCCCUGCUUCCUUCAUGCUCCGAAUGCUGGCAUCAUUAAAUCACAUCAGAACAGACCGUGUGGAGGGUGAUCGUUCGGAAGGCUCUGGACAAGAGAACGAGGAUGAACAACAGUAGCCCUUCUGCUACAAAUGAAUGUUUUUUUUGCUACAGUGCACUUGAGCAUUUGAGAUUUGUACAAGUUACAAAAUAGAGUAUUUCCUUGUUAGUUCAGUUUUUGGCAUUAUUUUUGUAAUGAGACUUUUCGUACUAAUUACUCUAUAUGGGAGUAAACUGCAUCUGGGGAGUUCAUGCAAACAAGAUGAUACGUAAGGAAUUGAAAGAUGUGACUAAACGGCUGGCGCUUGAGAGUAUUUAAGUGCAAUAUUAA
Molecule: messenger RNA, 2149 nt
Organism: Sinocyclocheilus grahami
Lineage: Eukaryota; Metazoa; Chordata; Actinopteri; Cypriniformes; Cyprinidae
Product: DDB1- and CUL4-associated factor 6-like
Exons: 13
Coding region: 1-1896 (631 amino acids)
Biological process (GO): positive regulation of transcription by RNA polymerase II
Cellular component (GO): cytoplasm; Cul4-RING E3 ubiquitin ligase complex
Molecular function (GO): protein binding
Source: RefSeq, a predicted model, not a curated record